AUGGAUGAACAAGAAACGACACAGGAGCAAAUUAAGAUCUCCAUUUACACCCCAUUAAUAUAUGUUGGGGUAUUGUUGACAUGUUUCAUUGCCUUUUCGAUUAUUUAUAGACGUAAGAAGUUGAACAAGUUAACCAAGGUGGAACCAAUCUUUUCAGACAAUCAUACAUUAAACUUAUAUUUAUUCCUAAAGCAACAAUAUAAUAAUCCUGAAGCGACUGCCGAGACAAAACCACACACUAAAGUUAUGAAAGCGGCAUUGUUGAGAAGAGGUGUGGAAGCUAUUAGAAGAUCGUUGAAAUUAAAAGAAAACGAACCAAUCUUUAACAAAUUAUACCAGGAGGGCUUAAUCGGUGAUGAUGUAUUCAAGAACUUUCAAAUCCAGGCCAAAUUUCAGGAGAUAGAAUUGAAGGAGAUCGUGCAAGAAUGUGAAACAUACAAGAAGGGUUGGGUUCAACAAUUUUUCCCGGUGGCGCAAGAAAUUUGCUUUAAUGAAGCCUUAAGAAGAAGGUUAAAUUCCAUGGAUGAAAGAUCAAAGAGUUUGUCCGACUUGUGGCAGUAUUACGUGGAAAAAUCCGAAGCCCCACAAGCCGUAGAUGAAAAAUCAAAUGCUGCCAAGCUUGCCAAAGACAAAACCAAGUCUGCCUCUCAAUCUGGCUCUAACACUCCUGAAAAGGUGGUUUCAGAUCCUGAUACUGAAGCUGUGAAUGAAUCCAAAGAUGAUGGUGAUAAUAAAACUUCAAAAACUAAUAAGAAAAAGUCUGGUAAAGGAAAGAAAACAUGA
Debaryomyces tyrocola is the source of this 783-nucleotide messenger RNA. The record is from the annotation of a GenBank genome assembly. NCBI's taxonomy places the organism in Eukaryota, Fungi, Ascomycota, Pichiomycetes, Serinales, Debaryomycetaceae.